UUCUUCAUUCAUCCAUUCAUUGCAAUUUACAAAUCACUACUUUUUCAUUAUUUAGAGAGAGAGAGAUGUUGAAAGGUAUAGUAGAUACGCUGACGGGGAAACAUGAGGAGGAGAAGAAGAUCAAAGGAAGAGUGGUGUUGAUGAAGAAGAAUGUUCUAGACUUCAACGAUUUAGGAGCAUCGAUUCUCGAUCGUCUUCACGAAUUGGUCGGUCAAACCGUUACGCUUCAUCUCAUCAGCUCCGUCCAUUCCGACUCUGAAGGAAAUAAAUUGAAGGGGAAGGUGGGGAAAGGAGCAGAGCUAGAAAACUGGAUCACAACAAUCACAUCUCUGAAACCAGAAGAUUCAGCAUACGAGGUGACGUUCGAUUGGGAAGAAGACAUCGGAAUCCCGGGCGCAUUCCUGAUCAAGAACAACCACCACAGCGAGUUCUUCCUCAAAACCCUAACCCUCGAGGACGUCCCCGGCCACGAGCACGCCCCCAUCCACUUCGUCUGCAACUCUUGGGUCUACCCUUCCGACAAGUACAAAUCCGACCGCAUCUUCUUCGCCAACCAGGCCUAUCUCCCCUCCCAAACUCCGCCUCCACUUCUGCCCUACAGAGAGGCGGAGCUCCUCGUCUUGCAAGGAGAUGGCACCGGAGAGUUGCAGGAGUGGGAUCGAGUCUAUGACUACGCUUAUUACAAUGAUUUGGGCGACCCUGAUAGUGGCGAGGAUUCCGCCCGACCCGUUCUUGGUGGAUCCUCUCAGUACCCUUAUCCUCGCCGGGGGAGAACUGGCAGGCCUCCUACUGAAACAGAUCCUAAUACUGAGAGCAGGAUCCCAUUGCUUAUGAGCUUGAACAUCUACGUCCCGAGAGACGAGCGUUUUGGGCAUCUGAAGCUGUCUGAUUUUCUGGGUUAUGGCCUCAAAUCCAUCACGCAGUUCCUUCUCCCUGAGCUAACAGAUUUGUGUGCCAGCCUUAGCAACGAGUUCACGAGCUUUGAAGACGUCCUCCAGAUCUAUGAGGGGGGAAUCAAGCUGCCGGAGGGGCCCCUGCUUCAGAACAUAUAUGACAAUGUCCCUGUGGAGCUGCUCAGUGAUAUUUUUCAUAGAGAUGAUGAUGGUUUCUUCAAGUACCCAAUGCCGGAUAUCAUCAAAGAGAGUAAGACUGCGUGGAGGACGGAUGAAGAGUUUGCUAGAGAGAUGGUUGCAGGGAUGAACCCUGUCAUAAUUAGUCGUCUGCAGGAGUUUCCUCCGAAGAGCAAUCUUGACACUCAACUGUAUGGGAACCAGAGUAGCAAGAUAACGUGGGAUCAUAUCAAGAAUGGAGUGGAUGAGCUCACUCUUGAAGAGGCGUUGGAGACAAACCGGUUGUUCAUACUGAACCAUCACGACUCGCUGAUGCCAUAUCUGAGGAGGAUCAACAGCACCACUACUAAAAUGUACGCCACAAGGACUCUGCUUUUCUUGCAGAAGGACGGGAGUUUGAGGCCCUUGGCGAUUGAGCUCAGCCUCCCGCAUCCGGAUGGGGAUGAACAUGGUGCUGUGAGUCAGGUGUACACUCCUGCUCAAGACGGCGUUGAGGGUUCGAUUUGGCAGCUGGCCAAGGCCUAUGUUGGAGUUAGUGAUUCUGGAGUUCAUCAGCUCAUCAGCCAUUGGUUGAAUACUCAUGCUGCGAUAGAGCCAGUGGUGAUUGCAACGAACAGACAAUUGAGUGUGAUGCAUCCUAUUCAUAAGCUUUUGCAACCCCACUUCCGUGACACAAUGAACAUCAAUGCUUUUGCACGACAAAUCUUGAUCAAUGCUAAUGGAAUUCUUGAGGCAACCGUCUUCCCUGCUCGAUAUGCUAUGGAGCUAUCUUCAUUCAUCUACAAGGACUGGAAUUUCACCGAUCAGGCUCUCCCAGCUGAUCUACUCAAGAGAGGAAUGGCUGUGGAAGAUUCAAACUCCCCACACGGAAUCCGCCUGGUGAUGGAGGACUAUCCAUACGCAGUGGACGGCCUCCAAAUCUGGUCGGCUAUAAACACAUGGGUGGAUGACUACUGCAACUUGUACUAUCCCACAGACGAGGCUGUGAAGGGUGACACCGAGCUACAAUCAUGGUGGAAGGAGCUCCGAGAGGAGGGGCACGGUGACAAGAAGGAUGCCCCGUGGUGGCCUAAAAUGCAAACCCGCAAGGACCUCAUUGACAGUUGCACCAUCAUAAUAUGGAUUGCAUCCGCGCUGCAUGCAGCGCUCAACUUCGGGCAAUACCCCUAUGCCGGGUUCAUGCCCAACCGCCCCACCGUGAGCCGCCAGUUCAUGCCUGAGCCAGGCAGUGAGGACUACGAGUUGCUGAAGACGGACCCGGACAGGGUGUUCUUGAAGACCAUCACGGCGAGGCUGCAGACGCUGCUGGGGAUUUCCAUUAUCGAGCUACUGUCGAGGCAUUCCUCGGAUGAGAUAUAUCUCGGGCAGAGGGACACCCCGCUGUGGACCAAGGAUGAGGAGGCGUUGGUGGCGUUUGAGAGGUUCGGGAAGGUGUUGGGUGUGGUGGAGAAGAAGAUCACGGAGAUGAAUAGUGAUGAGAAGUGGACAAACAGAGUUGGGCCUACCAAGCUGCCUUAUACCUUGAUGUAUCCCAUGAGUGAAGAGGGGGUGACUGGCAGAGGGAUUCCUAAUAGUACCUCUAUCUAAAGUCUCUUAUUUGAUUUUAAUCAUGUUGAUCUAGGAUUUUCUCUUGCUAUCGGUCGUGAAUAAAUGGAUUCUAGAUUUAGUAUGUAAUGUUAGGAUUUAUCUCAUGUAACUUUGUAUGUAACUUUGUUCCUGCUAUGAAUAAUAUGUAUGACUUCUUUCUAAAUAAUUAAUGUGUUUCUCUAUUUGUUUGUACAUUUUUCA
This is a messenger RNA of Salvia hispanica, 2858 nucleotides long. RefSeq names its product putative linoleate 9S-lipoxygenase 5. Gene Ontology annotation, biological process: lipid oxidation. Lineage: Eukaryota; Viridiplantae; Streptophyta; Magnoliopsida; Lamiales; Lamiaceae. Gene Ontology annotation, molecular function: protein binding; oxidoreductase activity, acting on single donors with incorporation of molecular oxygen, incorporation of two atoms of oxygen; metal ion binding. The record is from RefSeq and is a predicted model, not a curated record.